AAAAAAAAAAAGUUCUACCGAGUGAAUUUAUAGUUAAAAAACUUUGGAACAAAACAGGAUUUGGAGAAGCAACGAUGGUAGCCACUAACAGUGUCGGUUUCAAUUCUAAGUUCACCAUUUACAUGGUGGCAUGUUGGCUUCUUGCUGCAUUUGGAGGUCUCAUGUUUGGCUAUGACAUCGGCAUUUCAGGUGGAGUGACAGGCAUGGAUGACUUCUUGAUAAAAUUCUUCCCAAAAAUCCAUGAAAGAAAACUUCAUGCCCAAGAAAACAAUUUCUGCAAAUACGAUGAUCAAAUGCUCCAGCUUUUCACAUCUUCCUUGUACCUUGCUGCUCUUGUUGCCAGCUUUGGUGCAUCAAAGGCAUGCAAUGUCUUAGGUCGCAAACCCACCAUUCUAUUGGCAUCAACAUUCUUCAUUGGAGGAGCUGCUUUGAGCGCUCUAGCUGAACAUAAGUGGAUGCUGAUUUGUGGGAGGAUUCUUUUUGGCGUUGGAGUUGGGUUUGGCAAUGAGGCUGUUCCUUUGUUCUUGACAGAGAUAGCACCAGUCCAAUACAGGGGAGCAGUCAACAUUCUCUUCCAACUCUUUGUAACAAUUGGAAUCUUCAUAGCUAACCUAGUUAACUAUAGAACCUCAAAUAUGCAUCCCAAUGGUUGGAGGGUAUCUCUGGGCUUAGCCGCAGCUCCUGCUGUCAUCCUCUUCAUCGGUUCUCUUAUCAUCACAGAAACACCAGCAAGCCUUAUUGAAAGAGGAAAUGAUGAAGCAGGCAAGGCAGCACUGAAGAAGAUCAGAGGUGUCGACAAUGUUGACGCCGAGUAUGAACAGAUCAAAGAAGCCUGUGAACAAGCUCGUCAAGUGAAACACCCAUUCAAGAAGUUGAUGAAGCUUUCAAGCAUGCCACCAUUGAUCAUAGCUAUACUGAUGCAAGUUUUCCAGCAGUUCACUGGGAUUAAUGCUAUAAUGUUUUAUGCACCAGUGCUUUUCCAGACAGUUGGAUUCAAGACUGAUGCUUCUUUGUUGUCUGCUGUAAUUACUGGGUUGGUGAAUGUUGGUAGCACUUUCGUGUCAAUAUUCUCUGUUGAUAAGUUAGGAAGAAGGAAAUUGCUUCUCCAAGCUUGUGUGCAGAUGCUCAUCGCCCAGCUUGCAAUUGGAGCUAUUUUGAAGGCUCACUUGAAGGAAACAGGUUCACUAGACAAAACUCUGGCUAUUGUAGUGGUGGUUUUGGUCUGUAUGUUUGUUAUGUCCUUUGCAUGGUCAUGGGGACCUCUCGGAUGGCUCAUUCCCAGUGAGACCUUCCCUCUGGAAACCCGAACUGCAGGCUUUGCAUUCGCAGUGAGUUCCAACAUGUUCUUCACCUUCGUGAUAGCUCAGGCCUUUUUAUCCAUGCUUUGCCACAUGCAAGCAUACAUAUUCUUCUUCUUUUCGGGCUGGAUUGUGGUGAUGGGGCUGUUUGUGGUGUUCCUGUUGCCGGAGACAAAGGGUGUUCCGAUCGACGCCAUGACGGAGAGAGUGUGGAAGCAACAUCCAGUGUGGAAGAGAUUCUUCUCCGGUGAAGGGCCAAAGAGUUAUCCCAUGGCCUGAAUUGGGUAGAAAGUGUAUACUGUAUUGAGAUGAAAUUACAUUCUCUUCCGCCCUUGCUUUGUAAUUUGAGAUUUAAUUGGAAAUGGAU
Ilex paraguariensis (yerba mate) is the source of this 1665-nucleotide messenger RNA. Lineage: Eukaryota; Viridiplantae; Streptophyta; Magnoliopsida; Aquifoliales; Aquifoliaceae. The record is from the annotation of a GenBank genome assembly.